Messenger RNA from Anopheles arabiensis, 2169 nucleotides. RefSeq lists its product as uncharacterized. Gene Ontology annotation, molecular function: catalytic activity. The record is from RefSeq and is a predicted model, not a curated record. Bases 1 to 2169 code for a protein of 722 amino acids. Lineage: Eukaryota; Metazoa; Arthropoda; Insecta; Diptera; Culicidae. The transcript is spliced from 4 exons.
AUGCAUGGAACCAUCGUGGCAACUGGCGUACGGUACAAUGGUCAGUACUAUCUACAAUUGGCGGAGUCGUCCAUGAGAGCAGCCAGCGAACAACAUCAGAAUUGUCAGCAUCAGUGGCACCGGCGUCUGGGACACCGCGAUUGGGCAGCCAUCGAGAGAAUCAACAAGGAGCAGCUAGGCACCGGGAUGAAGAUCAUCGAUUGCGGAGUGAAACUGGUGUGCGAGUGCUGCCUUCAGGGGAAAUCUACCCGAGCCCCCUUCCCAGCUGUGACCGACCGGAAGUCGACGAAGGUGUUGGACAUCGUGCACACAGACGUAUGUGGUCCGAUGGAAAUACUAACACCGAGUGGCAACAGACGUGGAACGUGGAUUGCAGCGCGCGCUGGAACGCACCGCGAUGGCAGCAACCACGUCCAUGUGGGAGCGUCGAGAUGGAACGUCCUGCAGUUCAAUGCCAACCUCUGCGAGAACGCCCAGGACCUGGCGUUGCACGUGUUGACCACCGAGGGUCUCGACGUUCUGCUCCUGUCCAAGCCCUAUUACGUACCGCGCAACAACGGCAACUGGGUGACGGACGAGAGUAAGACGGUUGCCAUCGUCGUUAACGGCAACCGGCUGCCGAUACAACGUAUCAGGCACCGUCAGACCCUCGGUGUGGUUGCAGCCAUCGUGAGCUGCUAUUUGUGGCCGCAGACGGGAGUCCCGGAGUUCCGGGGAGUAAUGGAUAGAAUCGACAUGGUCGUCCGCGGGUGCAGCCGGGUUCUCCUGGCCGGAGACUUCAACGCCAUGCACCUCGACUGGGGAAGCAGCAGGACAUGCCCGAAGGUCUUAGAGCUUCUCCAGUUGGCGGACAACCUCGGGCUGGAGCUCUUGAACAAGGCAGACUGCCUUCCAACAUUCAAGGGGAACCGAGCGGACACAACUCGGUUCCCGCCCAGCCGACCGGACGUAACAUUUGCCAGCAACGUCAUCAGCCGUCUCGACCUGCGCGAAGACAGCGCCCGAGGCUGGCGUGUGACUGAUGUGGCAACGUUAAGCGACCAUCGCUACGUCCGGUACGAGGUUGGCGUGAGUCCACCACCAGCGAGGGAUCGGGUAGCACGGCGUGGACAGCGCCCGGCCCGAUCGAUGGUAGACGACUACUCCAGGAAGGAGCAACUGGCGAUGAGGACUAACCCGCUGGAACAAGAGCUCCUAACGGAACUCCAAGCUGCCAGGGAGAGCCUUCGGAAGGCUAUUCGUGUGAGUAAGAACGAGGCGUUCGACCGGUUUCUGCUGUCGAUUCGAGAAGACGAAACCGGAAACUUUUUACGGGAAGUCUUCUUCUGGUUCCAGGGGGCCCGCUCAGCCCCGGAACGUGAUCCAGCAGUGCUGCGGCGAAUUGUCGACGCCUUGUUCCCAGUUCAUCCGCCGAUCGCGUGGCCUGAUCUCGGAGUUGGCAACAUGGCGCCGCUUCGAUCGAUCGGCCUGACCCAGCUGGACCAGAUAGCAGCCAGCAUGCACCCGCGGAAGGCUCCCGGGCUUGAUGGAGUACCGAACGCCGCUCUUACGGUAGCUCUCAGGCAGCAACCGGAGCCCUUCCGCCGGGUGUUUCAGGAGUGCCUAGACAUGUCCUGCUUUCCACAGCCGUGGAAGAAGCAGCGACUGGUACUCCUGCCAAAGCCAGGCAAAUCACCGGGCAAACCGUUGUCCUUUCGCCCGAUUUGCCUGCUUGAUAACACGGGCAAGGCUUUGGAGCGGCUGCUACUGGACCGGCUCAACAAAUACAUUGAGGAUCCAGAGAGUCCGCAACUGUCCGAGCAGCAGUUCGGAUUCCAGCGAGGGCGAUCAACUCUGCAGGCUAUACAGCAAGUCAUAGACGCGGGACGAGAGGCAAAGUCCUUAGGCAGAACCAACAACCGUGACCGGCGCUGCCUCAUGGUUGUUGCCUUGGACGUCCGCAACGCGUUCAAUACGGCCAGCGGGCAGAGCAUCGCCGAGGCGCUCCAGGCGAAGGGUGUCCCAGUGCAGUUGUGCCGCAUACUGCAGGACUACUUCGCCAACAGGGAGCUCGAGUACGACACGACGGACGGGCCGGUGACACGCCUAGAAAGCGGUAUCAGCGAUGCUUCAUCGGAGCAGCUCAACGUUUUCUUGCUCUACAGCGGUAUCGGAAUCGAAAAAUCGUAA